Molecule: messenger RNA, 894 nt
Organism: Daldinia childiae
Lineage: Eukaryota; Fungi; Ascomycota; Sordariomycetes; Xylariales; Hypoxylaceae
Product: Programmed cell death protein 6
Exons: 4
Coding region: 1-894 (297 amino acids)
Molecular function (GO): calcium ion binding
Source: RefSeq, a predicted model, not a curated record
AUGGCUUACAACAGACCAUACAAUCCGGACGAACUGCCAAGAUUCGCAGAACCCGACCAAAAAGGCGGCGCGCCUCAUCCCUCCUCUCGCUACGAGUCUAAGCCCCAACCGCCUGUUCCUAGCACCCGACACGAUUCCCUUCCGACUCGUCGCACAGACACGGGACGCCUGACUCCUACUGGUUACGGCCCGAGCGGUUCGAGCGGUUAUAGCAAUAAUAGUGGUGUCAGCAGCCACAGCAACAGCUACGAUUACGGCUAUAGGCCGAACCUACAAUCUACUAUGUCGCCGCCACCUACCGCGACGGGCCCGCGACCAACGGCCCAUAACCGCCCACCUCCUGCGAGUCGGCCGCCUCCUUCUCCUACCCCUCAGGACGGUGCUGCCGAUCCUACCCUGCUACCUCUAUUCAAAGCCGUCGACAAGAACAAUACCGGUCAGCUCUCCGAAAAGGAACUAUCAGCCGCUCUCGUAAAUGGCGACUGGACGGCUUUCGACCCACAAACGGUGCGCAUGAUGAUUCGUAUGUUCGACAGUGAUCGGUCGGGGACUAUCGGAUUCGAUGAAUUUUGCGGACUGUGGUCAUUCCUAGCAUCGUGGCGAGCACUGUUCGACCGAUUUGACGCGGACCGGAGCGGCAACAUUAGUCCAGACGAAUUUAGCAACGCCCUCGUGGCCUUCCGCUACCGCCUCAGCCCCGGUUUCGUCGACCUCCUCUUCCGCACCUACGACAAGCGUAACGAGGGCGUCAUGAGCUUCGACCUCUUUGUCCAGGCCUGUAUCAGUCUUAAGCGGAUGACCGACGUCUUCAAGAAGUAUGACGAGGACCGCGACGGUUACAUUACUCUCAGCUUCGAGGACUUCCUCGUCGAGAUCUUAAAGCAGCUCAAGUAA